Molecule: messenger RNA, 1958 nt
Organism: Epinephelus lanceolatus (giant grouper)
Lineage: Eukaryota; Metazoa; Chordata; Actinopteri; Perciformes; Serranidae
Source: RefSeq, a predicted model, not a curated record
ACUCUUCAUUCACCUGUUUCCACUUCCCUUCAUCACUCCUGCAGUUUAUGAUCAGCCCACCGACACUCAGCCACUGCCACUACACUCGUUUGACCUCAAACCUGACUCUGGACCUGGACCUGGACCUGGACCUGGCCCUGGACCUGGACCUCUAACUGUGUGUUUACCUGUUGCCUGUUCCAGAGCUGCUCACCUGGGCCAACCUCUAAAUGUCCUGCGUCACUUUGCUUCUAUAUCCAGGUAGAACGACAUGAUGUGAGACGGUUUGUAAACGUGUGGAGCGAGCAUUGAGGCUGAACGCAGCCCCAUGUGCCCCUCUUGGAUCACUCCUCCCUGUUUGCAGCCUCUGAUGACAUCAUGCUUACAUCAUCAAGGUUAUCUUCUCAGACCUGACGCAGCCACAGAGCCACAGAGUUCUGUUCACACAGACUGAACCUCUCCUGUGACGUCAGCGCAGUGACCCUUUAAAAUAUAGGAACUGAGAGCUGCGAGACGUCGUGAGGCUGUAACCUGCUGUGAGCUGCUCUCUGCACAGGAACAGGAAGUGCUUCACCUUCAGCGACAUCACGUUUAGCUGUCUUUCAGUGUGAUGAUCAGACAGUCAGCAGGAAGACACCAUGGAGGUCACAGCGCUCUGCGUCACACUGAUGGUGAAUGUGCUGCUGCUGCUGCUCACUGAUGAAGGGCAGAGCAGCUCCAGUGUUCACAGAUCUGAUGCAUGUGUUCUUCACGUGGACCCAAACAGACUGCAGUUCUUUGAGUAUGACUCCAUCUCAUUCAAGUGUCGGGGGUUUCACGGCUCAUCAGAAUGGAGAGUGAUGAGAAAGGUUUCCUCAAAUGUUUCUCAGUGGGACUCUGGAUUCUUAAACAUCACACCUGCCUUUGAAACACACAGUGGAGAGUACUGGUGUGAAAAUGCAGAGGGAGACAGGAGCAACGCUGUCAACAUCACCGUCACUGCUGGUGAUGUGAUCCUGGAGAGUCCUGCUCUGCCUGUGAUGGAACGACAGGCCGUCACUCUGCGCUGCAGAAGAAAGAUGACAUCGUCCAGCUCUGCAGCUGACUUCUAUAGAGACGGCCUCUUCAGUAAGACUGGAUAUACGGGCCGGAUGACCAUCAGCAAUGUCUCCAGGUCCAAUGAAGGACUCUACAGGUGUCACAUCUCUGGAGCUGGAGGAUCAGCAGAGAGCUGGCUGGCUGUCACAGCACAUAUUGCUCCCUCACAUGAAGACACAACACCUCAGGAGGGUCAAGAGCCUCCUACUCCUCCUCCUCCUCCUCCUCAUCUUCCUCUGGACCCUGGCUCCAUUCAGCUCUCCGUCCUGUUGCCGGUUGUCUUCAGCAUUCUGUGUGUGUCUGUGCUGCUGUUGGUGGUGGGACUGCUUCAGUGUCGGAAACACAGAGCUGCCAUGUGCCAAUACUGGACAGUCAGGGGUUAAAACACUGUCUACUGAUGUUUCUCGUCCUGUUGCACAGCGGCUUGUUUUCCCUCUGAGGCGCCAACAACACAGUCAGACCCAGUGUAUGAACACGUCAGCGCAGAUGAUCCACGAACAGUGACGUACGCCAAAGUCACAAAACACAAGAAGAAAGGCUGUCCAGAGGCAAAUACUGUGAGUCAUGUGACGGAUGUGACGUAUGCUGUUGUCACACCAAAGAGGAAGGAGAGAGUCUGUGGAGAGGCAGCUGAAGCAAACAGAGCAACAUAUGCAGCCAUCAGACACCAGCGUCAGUGAGAGCAGAAACACCACCUGAAGGAUGGAGGAGAGACUCUGCCUCCGCUUGUUUAAUACGCGUUCAAGAUGGAGAAGAACAUCAAAUCUAUGUCAAAGUGUUCUUGCUCAUAAAUAUAGCUUUUUAUUUGCGCUCCGAAACACAGCCGCUCUGAAGCUGAUCAGAGCAGCUGAGACCUCAAAGACACUUUAAAGUGCUGUGGCCUCCUCUGCACAGGAACAGGA